AAACAAUCAAAUAAUUAAUUAAAAGUUAUUGAUAGGUUAAAAAUGAUUUAAAACCAAGAAUAAAGUUUACCUAUUUAUUUAGAUAAUAUGAAUGUCAAUUAAGAGUUUUUACAGUCAAACAGAAAAACUACUUUAAAUUAACAAUCAAUGAGAUAGAGAAAUGCUACUGUCAAUAUAUCAAACAGUUUUCAUUAGGAUCUGAUAACUAAUGAAUCAGAGGGUGAUCUUCUGCUUAACUACAGUGAUAUUCAGCAAAAUAUUUUAAAAGAUUUUAAAAGUAGGAGUAGAAACUACUCUGAGUUGAGAUAAAGUGUCUUAAAUUCAAAUGAAAAUAAUCCUAAUGCAUAAAGCAAGUUUUUAACAAGGGCUUUCUAUUCUAAAUAAAGAGUUUUAAAGUAUUAGAAUAGGAGCAAUGAAACUACACAUCUAUCAUAUACUCCUUAAAAAUAAUAAAAUAUAAAUGUUAGCACUGAUGCAGCAGUAAAUUUUUAGAGAUAAAUAAUCAGAAGAACCGCAACUGCUUCUCACCCUUCUGAUAUACGAUUCAUCAAUUAUAGAGAUGAUGUAAGCAGCUCUAGAGGAAGAUUUUAAACCAACUAUUCACUAAAUAAAAUAAAAAGUUCUAUGAAACAAACCAAAGAAACCUAGAGACAAAGAAUGUAUACACUUUAAGAUACUUUUGUUUUAGAAGGUAGAAAUGCAGGAAUAGAAAGAUCUUUAGAUUAAUCAACCAUUUUAAAUUAGUUACCAUUUAAUAAUAGUAAAUAUGAAAAAGAUUAAGGAAAGAAAAAGAAAGUAAUAUAUAGUAAAAAAUCUACUUCACCCUUAAACAACUGUAAUGAUAACAUUAAUGCUAUAGAAAAAUCAAAAUUGUAUGAAAAAUAAGAUUUUUUGUUAAAAGAAUUAGUUAAUAGCAGCCAAGAUUACCAUUAAUUAUCAGCUGUCAUAUAAAAUGAAAGUCAAAAUAUAAAAAAAUCUUAAAUUGUAUCUCCUAGAAUAUUAGAAAUCGAAACUCCAUCUUUUAAAUAGCAGUAACUCUCACCGAUCAUGUUUGAAAAUCAUCAUUAAAAAUUCAGACCACGCAAGUUAGCUGCUAGCCCAUAUAGUAGAUAAAAUACCAAAUAGAGGAAUGAUUCUUAAAAUAAUUUGCAAAGUAAUUACCAAUAAAAUUAUUUAUCAUUAUUUCCUCUUAAAGAUUCUAAAUUUCCAGAUUCUUAAACAAAAGAUUGUAAAAACCAAUUAAAUAAUAGCCAUCAAAAUACUGAUUAGAAUGUAAACUAACAGUAAUAAAACUUGUAAUAUUUUCCCUACAAAAAAAUAAAUCCAAAAUUUGAGUUCCUUCAUAUGAGCUAACUUAACAAUGAAACUGCUGUAACAUAAGCUCCUUAUUUCUAAAGAACAGAAAUCCUAAAUUAAUUUUACCCAAAGGUAUUUCCUAGUAAAAAAUUAAAACCAAUAAAAAUAUACGAAAUAUAUUGA
Messenger RNA from Tetrahymena thermophila SB210, 1479 nucleotides. RefSeq lists its product as hypothetical. The transcript has a single exon. NCBI's taxonomy places the organism in Eukaryota, Ciliophora, Oligohymenophorea, Hymenostomatida, Tetrahymenidae. The record is from RefSeq and is a predicted model, not a curated record.